This is a messenger RNA of Impatiens glandulifera, 1202 nucleotides long. Its product is annotated as GDSL esterase/lipase At4g10955-like. The transcript is spliced from 3 exons. Bases 100 to 1191 code for a protein of 363 amino acids. Lineage: Eukaryota; Viridiplantae; Streptophyta; Magnoliopsida; Ericales; Balsaminaceae. The record is from RefSeq and is a predicted model, not a curated record.
CUUCUUCUUUCGAAUCUCGUUUUCUCUCUCUCUCUCUCUAAGAUCCUGCUUCUAGCCAUUGAUGCUUCCUUAUGCGCUAAGGCAUUAUUCUUAUUCUUUAUGGAAAACCGAAUAGAAGAAGAAGAAGAAGGAAAUCAAUUAACAAUGGCGGCAGCAGCGAAAGGAGACAAAUCAGUAGACGAUCAUCAUCAUCAUCAUCCAUACGCCUUCCAUGUCUCCGGUCCUCGAAAUCUCUCUUCACCAAACUGGACAGAUCUCAUUAUCUCUACCUGGAAAGAUGAAAACUACAAGAGAAUGGUAAUGGCUUGUUUCAUACAAUCUGUAUAUCUUCUAGAACUUGACAGACAAGAAAAGAGAACAAAAGAAAACAGUCUAGCUCCAAAAUGGUGGAUACCUUUCAAAUACAAGUUAACUGAGACAUUGAUCGACGAAAGAGACGGUUCGAUCUUCGGUGCUGUUCUUGAAUGGGACGGUUUCAUUUUCAUGAGACCGAGUGGCGCACCGAAAGCGGUUUUAGCUCUUAGAGGUACGAUUCUUAAGAGUUCCACCAUUAGAAGAGAUGUAGAAGAUGAUCUUCGAUUCCUUGCUUGGGAAACCCUAAAGGGUUCUGUUAGGUUCACCGCCGCACUUAAUGCCUUGAAAUCCAUCACCCACAAAUACGGUAGCAACAACAUAUGCAUCGCGGGUCAUUCUCUAGGCGCCGGAUUCGCGCUCCAAGUAGGGAAGACAUUAGCGCACCAAGGCGUAUAUGUGGAGGCUCAUCUCUUUAACCCGCCAUCGGUUUCUUUAUCGAUGAGUAUGAAAAAUAUAGGAGAGAAGGCGAUUUUCGCUUAUAACAGGUUCAAGUCCAUCCUUCCUUUUAAUGCAAUCAUCGGAGAACAGACCAAUGUUGUUACCAAUAUAACACCUCCUUCCUCGUCGUCAUCAAACGGUUUGAAGAAAUAUUGGAUCCCACAUUUGUAUGUGAAUAACAACGACUACAUUUGUUGCUAUUAUACCGAUCAACCGAAAACAACACCAAUCAAAACGGAGAAUAAAGGGACGGCGAAACUUUUUGUUUUGUCGAAGGGGAAGCAGAAGUUUUUGGAGGCACAUAAGUUGGAACAAUGGUGGUCAGAUGACUUAGAGCUUCAAUUGGCACUCCAAACAAGCACCCUCAUAAGUAAACAACUUCAGUCCUUAUAUAUAUAAUAAUGAUUCAA